This is a messenger RNA of Macadamia integrifolia, 1028 nucleotides long. Its product is annotated as probable xyloglucan endotransglucosylase/hydrolase protein 26. Lineage: Eukaryota; Viridiplantae; Streptophyta; Magnoliopsida; Proteales; Proteaceae. The transcript is spliced from 4 exons. Gene Ontology annotation, biological process: glucan metabolic process. Gene Ontology annotation, cellular component: apoplast; cell wall. The record is from RefSeq and is a predicted model, not a curated record. Bases 323 to 970 code for a protein of 215 amino acids. Gene Ontology annotation, molecular function: xyloglucan:xyloglucosyl transferase activity; hydrolase activity, hydrolyzing O-glycosyl compounds.
CCACUUUCUAUCUUCAGUGCUGAAGGAACCAUUUGUCUCUAGCUACCAAAGAAAUUAAAAGAGUGAUAUUAACGAAGGAUAUUGAGCUUUUUGGGUUGGCAUGGCCAACUUACAAGCUCUCUUCAUUGCUUUUGCUCUCUCUGUGAUGGCACUAAAUUUGAGUACUUUUGUGGAUGCUACAUUUCCCAAGAGUGUAUAUUCCAACUGGGGCAGUCAACAAAUGGAGAUUUAGGGUAAUGGUGACGAUCUUCAGCUUACAUUGACCAAGUUGUCAGGUUCCGGAUUCCAAACAAAACGAAAGUUCCUCUUUGGCAGCAUAGAAAUGCUAAUCAAAUUAGUACCUGGGAACUCUGCUGGCACUGUCACGGCCUACUAUUUGUCUUCAACUGGUCCAAAGCAUGACGAGAUAGACUUUGAGCUCUUGGGGAAUCUAUCAGGACAACCUUACACUGUCCACACGAAUGUCUACACUCAGGGUAUUGGAAACAAAGAACAACAAUUUCAUCUCUGGUUUGACCCAACUGCUGAUUUCCACAACUACACCAUACAUUGGAACCCAAGCCAGAUUGUGUGGUUUAUUGAUCGGCUCCCAAUCCGUGUCUUCCGGAACUAUAAGAGUAAAGGCAUUGCUUACCCAAACCAGCAAGGGAUGAGGGCUUAUUCCAGCAUAUGGGAUGCUGAUAACUGGGCAACACAGGGUGGGCGUGUGAAGACUGACUGGCAUAGUGCACCCUCCAUUGCUAGAUUUCAAAGGUUUAGGGCUAGGGCUUGCAAGUGGAAUGGACCAGUCAGUAUCAGCCAAUGUGCCUCUAAUUCCCAUGCCAAUUGGUGGACAUCACUUGUUUAUAGUAAGCUAAGUCACAGUCAAAUAGGUCAGAUGAUGUGGGUCAGAAAAAACUACAUGAUUUAUAACUACUGUACUGAUUAUAGAAGAUUCAAUGGGAAUAUGCCCCUUGAAUGCUCUUUGUAGCAAUAUAAUUAGUAGAGAAAUAUUGCAUUGGCGUGAGGCACCUCACAUACUCAACCAC